Molecule: messenger RNA, 1752 nt
Organism: Brassica napus (rape)
Lineage: Eukaryota; Viridiplantae; Streptophyta; Magnoliopsida; Brassicales; Brassicaceae
Product: protein CUP-SHAPED COTYLEDON 2-like
Exons: 3
Coding region: 398-1501 (367 amino acids)
Biological process (GO): regulation of DNA-templated transcription
Molecular function (GO): DNA binding
Source: RefSeq, a predicted model, not a curated record
AAAAAUCUCGAGUCUAUAAAAGAAAAUAUAUCGGUAAACUAAAAAAUAUGAUGUAAUAAUCUGCUUUGGCUUGGCUCUCUUUACUACAAGACAAGGCAGGGAAAAACCACAGAUUCCUAUGAAAGAGUAGACGUACCUGUCUGUUUAUUAUAAUUACUAUCUCUACGACUUUUAUUUACUUUCAAUACAAAAAAAACUCCAUCUAUAUCGCCGUUUUUGAUUUAUCAAAUCCCUAUGUAUACAAAAUAAAUAUAAUAUACAAAAUAAAAUAUCCAUCCACGUUACCAUAUCAAAGUCCCUUACUCAAGAACCCUCCAUUCUAUUUAUAUGUGUGUAUCUCUUCAGAAACAGUUGGAGUCUCCUUAGGGUUUCAUUAAAAGUUUAAGAUCUUUUCUUCAUGGACAUUCCGUACCACCACUAUGACCACGGAGGAGACAGCCAAUAUCUUCCUCCGGGUUUCAGGUUUCAUCCGACAGAUGAAGAGCUCAUCACUCAUUACCUCCUCCGUAAGGUCAUCGAGGGCUGCUUCUCAAGCCGUGCCAUCGCAGAGGUUGAUCUCAACAAGAGCGAGCCUUGGCAACUUCCCGGGAAAGCUAAGAUGGGAGAGAAAGAAUGGUAUUUUUUUAGCCUCCGUGACCGGAAAUAUCCGACGGGACUGAGAACAAAUAGAGCAACGGAGGCUGGUUACUGGAAAGCUACCGGAAAAGAUAGAGAGAUUUAUAGUUCAAAGACUUGUGCACUUGUUGGGAUGAAGAAGACUCUUGUCUUCUACAAAGGACGAGCUCCUAAAGGAGAAAAGAGCAGUUGGGUUAUGCAUGAAUAUCGUCUUGAAGGCAAAUUCUCUUACCAUUUCAUCUCCAGAAGCUCGAAGGACGAAUGGGUGAUCUCUAGGGUUUUCAAGAAAACCGGGUUAGCUACUACCGGAGCCUCAGCAGGAGCAAGUAUUAGCGUUAGCAAUGGUACUGGUACGUCUAAAAAGACAAAAAUACCCUCGAACAUCUCCACAAACUACCGUGAGCAACCAAGCUCUCCUUCCUCCGUCUCACUUCCUCCUCUCCUUGACCCCACCACAACCCUCGGCUACACCGACAGCAGCUGGUCCUACGACAGCCGUAGCACCAACACACCGGUCAUAACCACCGCAAUAACCGAGCACGUGUCCUGUUUCUCCACUGCCACUACUACAACUGCCUUGGGCUUAGAUGUUAACGUCGACUCAUUCAACCAUCUUCUACCGCCUGUGCCGCCUGGGUUUGACCCUUUUCUUCGCUUUGUCUCAAGAAACGUCUCGCCUCUAUCUAACUUUAGGUCGUUCCAAGAGAACUUCAAUCACUUUCCUUACUAUGGGUCGUCUUCGGCAUCCACCAUGACCACCUCCGUUAACCUGCCUUCUUCCCACGGUGGCACCGGAAUGAACUACUGGCUACAGACAACGGCGGAAGAAAACGAGACAAAGGCCGGUCUGCUUAAUGGUGGACUUGAUUGCGUAUGGAAUUACUAGUCACAGAAAGAGGCGUUAACUAAUAAUUGUGUUCCCGUUAGGGUUUUUUAUGUUUAAAUUUCUAGGAUGGUUAUGAUAUUUCUAAGUGUGUCGAGGAGCUUAAUAACGCCCCUAGCUUGGUGUUUUUGUUUAAUUAUGUAGUUUUGUGUAUCCGGCCGUGUUAGUAUAAGGUGCUCAAGAAAGUGUUUUGUGGACUAUUUAACGUCUGUUUAUCGUCGUUAUGUAUUAAUGUUUAUGGUUAUGUUGAUUAA